This is a messenger RNA of Solenopsis invicta (red fire ant), 4482 nucleotides long. It is a transcript of the gene DNApol-alpha180, whose product is annotated as DNA polymerase alpha catalytic subunit. The coding region runs from base 1 to 4398 and encodes 1465 amino acids. NCBI's taxonomy places the organism in Eukaryota, Metazoa, Arthropoda, Insecta, Hymenoptera, Formicidae. Gene Ontology annotation, biological process: leading strand elongation; mitotic DNA replication initiation; DNA replication. Gene Ontology annotation, molecular function: DNA-directed DNA polymerase activity; purine nucleotide binding; chromatin binding. The record is from RefSeq and is a predicted model, not a curated record. The transcript is spliced from 21 exons. Gene Ontology annotation, cellular component: alpha DNA polymerase:primase complex.
AUGGAUGAUUCGCAAGCAUCUACGUCUGGCAGGACCAAGCGUCAAAAGGUUGAUAAGACUGGCAGGCUUUCGGCUUUGGAAAGAUUGAAGGAAGCUCGAAGCGGUGGCAAGCGCAAGUAUGAGGUUGAAGAGCUAAAAAAUAUUUAUGACGAGGUAGAUGAGAAAGAGUACAGUAACACUGUUUUAAAACGCCAACGAGACGAUUGGAUAGUUGAUGAUGGCGAAAGUGGUUACAUCGAAGAUGGCAGGGAAAUUUUUGAUGAUGAUCUGGAUGAAGAGAGCAUUCAAGAAGCAAGAAAACAGAGACAUAAUAUGGCUGGUCCAAGAAAAAAGAGAAAAGAAGAAGACAAGAAGAAAGGGGAUAUUCAAAGUAUGAUUAGGAAUAUGCCUUCUAAGAAAGAUGCUAAUGUAGUUCAGAUCAAAGAUGAUGAUAUUUUGGGAGAAUUGCUCAGUGAGAUUUCUACAGAUAAAAAGACAAAUAAUCCUAAAUUGGGAAGUAGCAAGAACAAAUUUUGUCAUACAGUUCACUCUAGCAUCAUACAAAUACAUCAGUCUUCAUCUGUAACUGAAAAAACAACUGAUAAAAUAUUUGAAAAACCAAAGGAAAAAAUUGUAUUGAAAUCUAAUAAUAUUGCACAAAGUGCAAGCCAGAUAAUUGAGGAUGAAGAUGAUACCAUUAUAUUUGAUCCACCACAAAAGGAGAGCAUAAGUAAACCAGCAGAAUCAAAUAAUUGUUCAAAAGUUCAAGAAGAGUCAAAGGUAGAGGAUCAAAAUGCAAAAAAAUCAAUGGAAUCUAAUAAUAUUCAGAGUGCAAGUCAGAUUAUUGAGGAUGCAAGUAGUCCUAUGGUGGAUAUUAAUGAAUGUGUUGGGGAUCUAUCUACUAUAGAUUUUGAUGAUGGAAGUAUGGACUUUUCAUCAUCAGUAACCAUUAAAUCUCAGAAAAAUGGAAUAGAUUUACAGACUACUGUGUGCCAAACUUCUGUCAAAAGUAUGAAAAUCGGUAAUGCGGUUGAUUUGACAGAAAUAGCGCCGCAACUUAUCAAGACAAAAGAUGAGGAAGAGGUAUUUAGGUUCUACUAUCUGGAUGCAUAUGAAAACCCUUACAAGAAUCCUGGAACUGUAUAUCUCUUUGGCAAGACCUAUGUAUCGAGUCAUGAUACGUACUGUUCAUGUUGUAUUAUGGUGCAUUGUAUACCAAGAAGAAUAUAUCUUUUGCCUAGAAAAUAUAUAAAAAACACUGAAUCGCAAUUAACUACCAUGGAAGAUGUAUAUAAAGAGUUUGAUGAGUAUGCUAGUAAGAUGCGUAUAAUGGAGUUUAAUUGUAAGGAAGUAAAGAAGCAUUAUUCCUUUGAAAAGGAGGGUACACCAAAAACUUCAGACUACUUGGAAGUGAGAUAUAAUGCACGCUAUCCAGCAAUCGAGUCUGAUUAUUCAGGUUUAGCAAUAGAACGUGUCUUUGGCACAACAGUGAAUGCAUUAGAAUUGCUACUUAUAGAACGAAAGAUUAAAGGGCCUUGCUGGUUAGACAUUAAGAAUGUAUCACCCACUGCAGGACGAUUUGCUUGGUGUCCACAGAUAGUAGUUGCUUCGGACAUGGACAAUAUAUCACUGUGUUCUCAAGAAAAUGCUAAGCCCCCAUUGGUGAUAGCGACCUUAAAUGUAAGAAUGUCUUUAAACGCAAAGUUGCAGAAUGAAGUAGUGAUGGUUGUUGUGUUAAUUCAUCACAAGUACAAUGUUGAUAAGGAACCACCAAAACCACCUUACGAACGUCAAUUUUGCUUUGUCACACGUCCACGAGAUACCCCGUGGCCGCGGCAAAUUCGUGAUGCUAUCCUAAAAGUUCCGAAUACAGAAGUGAUAAAAUGCGAAACUGAAAGUGAAUUACUCGAAGAGCUAUUAACUUUAAUGCAGAAAGCGGAUCCCGAUUUAAUAAUAGGCUACGAUUGCGCAUUUCAGUUUGAUGUGUUGAUGCAGAGAAUGUUUGCAUUAAAAGUGUCCAACUGGAAUAGAAUGGGGAGAUUAAAAUCAACGACUCCUCCCUUAUUAAGGGGAAAAAUAAUACUUAAUCAAGCUUUUGUCGGUCGCCCAAUUUGUGAUAUACAAGUUUCAGCGAAGGAAUUGAAUUUAAAAGUCAGAAGUUACAAUCUCCAAUCACUUUGCAAUGCAGUAUUAAAAACGAAGGAACAUGAGUGUAGAGAGAUUACACCAGCGGAAACUCCAUCGUUUUUCAAUACAGCAGACAAAUUGUUAAAUCUAAUGCAUAUGACAUUAAAAGAAGCAAAAUACAUUGUAACCAUAGUGAUGGAUCUCAAUGUUAUACCGCUCGCUCUUCAAAUCACCUGUUUAGCAGGUAAUAUUUUAUCGAGGACGCUGUUAGGUGGAAGAGCGGAGAGGAACGAGUAUCUGUUGCUACAUGCUUUUAAUCUGAAAGAUUACAUAACACCGGAUAAAAAAGUUGAAAAGAAGGGGCGAGCUGAUGAUGGUCCACGUCGGAAAGCUGCGGCGUACACUGGAGGUCUCGUACUUGAUCCGAAGAAAGGUUUCUACGAUAAACUAGUACUGCUGAUGGAUUUCAAUUCCUUGUAUCCGAGCAUUAUACAAGAGUACAAUUUGUGUUUCACCACCAUACCCGGUGCGGCGUACGCUGAUGUCGAGCAAUUAAGUAUUCCUGAGUCGAAUCUGGAGCUAGGUGUGAUUCCGACGGAAAUUCACAAAUUGGUCAAAAGCAGACAGCAGAUUAAACAGCUUAUGAAAACGCCAAAUCUAACGCCGGAACAAAAAAUGGAUUAUCAUAUCAGGCAAAUGGCGUUGAAACUCACGGCCAAUUCCAUGUACGGAUGUUUGGGGGCGACGCAUUGUCGAUUUUAUGCUAAAGGCCUCGCCGCUUUGGUAACAGCUAAAGGUCGAGAAAUUCUGGAAGAUACGAAGCAUUUGGUUGAAAAACUACAAUAUGAAGUAAUUUAUGGCGAUACUGAUUCUCUGAUGAUAAAUACCAAUAUUUUGGAAUACGAUGACGUUUUUUCGAUCGGCAGAAAGAUUAUGCGCGAAGUCAACAACCGAUACAAAAAAGUCGAAUUAGAUAUCGACGGGGUAUUCCGAUAUCUAUUGCUUUUACAAAAGAAGAAAUAUGCUGCAGUUACAAUGUCGAAAUUGCCAAAUGGUCAAAUACAAUUGGUGCAGGAACACAAGGGUCUGGAUAUUGUGAGAAGAGAUUGGUGUCCAUUGGCCUGCGACACUGGAAAAAAAAUUUUGGAUAUACUUCUCUGUGAUCAAUCAAGUGACACACGUUUGGAGCAAGUCGUACAAAUUCUGCAGAACGUUGCAAAAAGUGUAAAGGAGGGAACGGCGCCACUGUCAUCAUUUGUUAUCACUAAACAAUUGUCGAAAAAUCCGGAUGCAUACCCAGAUAAGAAGCAAUUGUCUCAUGUUAUGGUAGCACUCAGACUAAACAAAGCGGGUGGUCGGAUGUGGAAAGCUGGUGAUACUCUACCAUAUGUUAUAUGCGAGGAUGGAACUGAUGCGAGUGCAACGGAACGAGCGUAUCACAUUGACGAAGUAAAAAAUAAUGAGAAAUUAAAGGUGGACAUUAAUUACUAUCUGUUGAGCCAAAUAUUCCCCGUAGUGUUACGCAUUUGUGAGCCGAUCGAAGGCAUCGAUGAUGUCUUCCUAGCCAACAAUUUAGGUUUACAAUUCAUUUAUAAGCCUAAGGCAAUACCUUGCGAGGCAACUUUGAACUUACCGCUAGCUAUCAACGAUGAUAGGUUCAACAAUUGUCUUCCUUUGACAUUUAAAUGCAGAAAUGAGCGAUGUAAUACGGAAAUAAUAAUUAAGGAUACCGUUACAGAAUUUCAUUCUGGUCGACAGUUAUCACUCAGCAUGUGCCCCAAUCAAGAUUGUAAGUUACCACCUUGGAAAUAUGCAAACGUGAUACAGAAUGUAGUUCAACUUGCCAUGAGAAAGGCAAUUACCAAGUAUUACAGUGGCUGGUUGGAAUGCGAGAAUCCACUUUGUUCCAAUAGAACAAGACGGCUGCCAUUGGAUUUUGUGAAGAAGUUUCCAGAUUGUCCAGUGUGCAAGGACGCUUCUAUAAAUCGAGUUUAUUCUGGGACAGAUUUGUACAAUCAAUUGUACUAUUACUAUAAAAUAUUUGAUAUUACUCAACCGGCUUACAAACAACUUCUAUCUCAAUGUUCACGAGAUAUGAUAGCCGCGUAUAACAAUCUAAAAGAGGCAGUUGACAAACAAUUAAAACGUAACAAAUUUUCGUGUGUAAAUAUCACAGGAAUAUUCAGCAGUACUGAUCCUUUCAAUCCUGCAAGUAUGUUCAUUAGUGGCGGUUCGCGGGAGGAUUUUGAUGAAUUGGGGGAUCUGUCCGAUGACACGGAUAAAGAAAUUUAAGUAGAAAUGUAACUAAAGAAUAAGAUACAAAAAUUGAAAAGACUGCGAUUAAGAUCUUAUAAAUUAAAUUAUUUUUAUACGAAA